AACCCUAGACACCUACAGCAAUGGCAGAGGAAAGAUUUGUAUGGAUGAGAUGCCAAGGAGCCCCUCUUCAUGCUUGGGGGCUGGAAUUUUUUGAAAAAAUGGCAGUGACAUGGGGUAAGUUCAUAUGCCUAGAUGACAACACAAGCAGAAAAUUAAGGUUUGACGUGGCUAGAUUCCUAAUAUCCACGCAAAUCAUGAAUGCAAUAUCUGUCAUGCGAAGAAUCAAAGUGAAUGGAGUCAUGUCUGAUUUGAAAUUCACGGAAGAGGAGCUGGGUGUUGAUCUGGAACAACUCGCCGGUGAUGGAGAAGAAGAAGGAGAAAACAGGGAUUUCAGCCAAAUUGACAAACAGUCAACUGCCAAUCCGAGAAACGAGGUGGAAUUUGAAUUUGAAGAAGAAGGGGGUGAUGUGAAAGGACGCAAGCUGGUGGAUAGCUUCCCCUAUAGCCGGCUGGGUGAAGAACAAUCAGUGAAAGUAGUAGCUGACAAUUUUGACAGGUCUACGGAAGCUAGUGAAUUAGGAGGAAGAGUUGAGGCUGGUUUAUUUGAAAACAGUCCACAAAAUGAGCUGUCUACAGACCCUAUCGAGAGUUCAGCUGGCAAUAACUUGGGCCUACAGCAUAAGCCCAACUCAGAGGCCAUAUGCCAAGCCCGUGACAAUGAACAGCAAGUGGGAGGAAUUGAGCAAGAAUCUGUACCGCAACGUGAGCAACAGCAGCAGAGGCAAGAGAAAAAAGGGGAGUCGUUGGGAAACAAUAGAGAGUUCUGGGCAGAUUUGCAAAGUGAGGAAGAAAGUGAAAAAGGGUGGAUGGAUGCAAGUAACAAAGAUCGAAAAAAAAGAAAAAAGAAGAGAGCAAGGUCGUGCAAAGCUGUGUAUCAAAAAGCAAGUCUUCAACGAAUUUUGAUGCGGAGAGAGAAGAACAGAUCUGCAGUAAAAGAGAAGAAAGCAUGGCGAGAAGAUAUCCCAAAGUUUCAGCCGGGCAUGAACAAUGAAGUUGCAGGGGGUUCUGUGGGAGAUAGUGGUAUACAGAAUCGAAAUAGAUUGUUGAAGGAACACCCAAGUCGCAGAAUUGCAGAGAGCUGUGGGAUUUUGCUAGGAAAAUUGGGGUUGUUGCUGAAAAUGAGGAACAAAUCAUCAACAAGCUUGACGAAAUGGAGAUGCGUGACAGAAGAGCAAAGGAAGCGGACUGCUCAAAAGAUCCAAAGAAGAAACAGAAAAGUUGGUGGAUAUUCUCUUGUGGGUAGAAAAUUCAUCUGGUACCAGUCUAACGGGAACAGUAUGAGCAGAAUAGACAGAUUUCUACUAUCGGAAAGGUGGUUGACAAAGUGGAGUGAAGCCAGACAGUGGGGCCUUAGUAGAACAAUGUCGGAUCAUUGUCCAAUCUUGCUCAGACAUAAGCAUAUUGACUGGGGGCCUAAGCCAUUUAAGUUUGUCAAUGCAUGGUUUCAACAAGAAGGUUGCAUGGAGUUGGUUAAAGAGGUGUGGGGGUCGGCGAACAUUCAAGGAUGGGCAGGGUUUCAACUUAAGGAAAAACUGAAAUUGACAAAGGAAGCUUUGAAAAGGUGGAGCAAAACACUUCUCCCAGAUAUUGAUGCCAAAAUAAACAAGGCUACUACAAAGAUAGCACGAAUUGAUAAGAAGGGGAAAAAGGUACAACUGUCGGAGGAAGAAAUCAUAAGAAGAAGAGAGGAUUUCCUACUUCUAUGGGAAAGCAUGAAGAGCAAGAAAAGUAUGCUGCAGCAGAAAUCUAGAAAGGCAUGGUUGACCCUCGGUGACGCCAACACAAGUUUCUUUCACAAGUGCGUCAAGGGGAGAUGGAGAAGAAAUGAAAUGACUUCUAUACAAAUCAAAGGAACACAAAUUGUGUGUGCCAGCAGAAUGAAGGAGAAGAUUGCUUCCUUUUUUGAAGACAUAUUCAAAGAAGAACAAUGGGACAGACUAAAGCUAGAAGGGGUGAGUUUCAAGCAAAUUUCACAGUUAGAAAAUGACCAUCUGGUUGGAGCUUUCAGUGAGGAAGAGAUAGAUGUAGCGGUGCGGGAGUGUGACAGUUCAAAGGCGCCUGGACCAAAUGGAUUCAAUUUCGACUUUGUCAAGAAUGUGUGGGAGCUAAUAAGGGUAGAUGUAAUCAGAUUCUUGCAUGAAUUCCAUAAAAAUGGUAAGUUGGUUAGAGGACUUAACACAUCUUUCAUUGUCCUUGUGCCGAAAGUGGAUAACCCACAAAAGAUAGAGGAAUUUAGACCCAUCUCCCUCAUUGGUGUAAUGUAUAAAAUCCUUGCAAAGCUUCUUGCUAACAGGUUAAAGGUGGUCCUUGAUGGGAUUGUCGAUGAACAACAUAUGGCAUUUAUUAGAGGAAGACAACUAAUGGAUGGAGUAGUGGUUGCAAAUGAGGUGAUUGAUGAUGUAAAGAAGAAGAGGAAGGAGACAUUCUUGUUCAAGAUCGACUUUGAAAAGGCGUAUGAUAAGUUUAUUGUGACGAGAGGACUCAGGCAAAGGGACCCUUUAUCACCCUUCCUAUUUUUAAUCAUUGCAAAAGGUCUUAAUGGACUGGUUUCAACUGCAUCUCAGAAAGGGUUAUUGGACGGAGCAGAGGUGGGGAGCAGAGGUUUUAAAGUUUCUCACCUACAAUACGUGGACGACACAAUUCUCUUUGCUAAAGCUAAAGAGGAAAAUGUGUGGGCAAUGAAGGGCAUCUUGAGAGCUUUCGAACUAGUCUCAGGCCUAAAGAUAAACUUCAACAAAAGUCAUUUGAUUGGCAUACAUAUGCAAGAGGGCUGGCUCAACAAAAUGUCAUGGGUGCUUUGCUGCAAAGUUGGGGUUUUUCCAUUUAAAUAUCUGGGCAUCCCCAUUGGAGGAAGCAGUAGAAAAAAGGCCUUUUGGAAACCACUAGUGGAAUUAUUUUCUAAAAAACUAUCUACAUGGAAGGGUCGGUACUUAUCUCUUGGUGGAUGGAUUACCCUUAUUAAUUCAAUGCUAUCCAGUCUUCCUGUGUUCUGGAUGUCGGUGUAUCUCAUCCCAAAAGGUACGAUUCUUUCACUUGAUAAAAUUCGUAGAGGUUUUUUAUGGGGUGGGGCUACAGGAGAAAAGAAAAUAAAUUGGGUGAAGUGGGAACAGGUCUGCAAAGGAAAAGACUAUAAGAUCUCACAAAUGGGAGGUUGGCACAAUGACACUUGGAAGUGGAGUCUACAAUGGAGAAGGUCCCUAUUUAGCUGUGAAGAACAUCAGGAAAUGGAGCUCCAAAAGGAGAUUAACGAGAUAACAAUUGCAAAAGGGAGACCAUAUCAAAGGAUAUGGAUUCACAGUAAAGAUGGUAAAAUUCCAAUCAAGGAUAAUCUGAUGAAGAGAGGCGUGAUUCAGGACCCAGGCGAGUGCAGAUGUGAAUUAUGUGGUGCAGGGGAGGAGAAUUCCAACCACCUUUUUGUUCAGUGCAAAGUGGCACGUGAUCUAUGGACAGCUUGCUAUAAAUGGAAUGAAAAAGUGUUUAGGGGGAAGGAGGUGGAUAGUGGAAGGUUAUUUGAACUGGUCCAAAUCAGGGCCUUUAGCUGGAUUAAGGGCAAAAGGAGCGGCUGCUUUUUCUCCAUAGUUGAUUGGAUCCAGAAUCCUGCAAACUAUUUGAGCAUUAAUCGCAACAGUAGAAGGUAUCUCAAGAGAAAGCCAUCUGAAAUGGAGGUGGAGCUGUGAGUGAAGGAGGUGAAGGAGGUCAAGAUCAUUUAUCUGAUUGGUUAAUUAUAUUACUGCCUGGUUGAAAAAUCACUGUUGCAUCAAUAAGGCUUCUUUGAGCAAUUUUUGACUGCAGAUUAUGUGCCUAAAGCACUAAUGGUCUUUGGGGUUCUAAAUGGCAGUCAAGGCAUGCUCAGUGAAGGUACGUGAUAGCGGGGCGAUAGCUGGAAUGGUUUUCAUGAUCAGUAUAGUGAUUGAUAAAGAUUUUGCAUCAGA
Messenger RNA from Rubroshorea leprosula, 3932 nucleotides. NCBI's taxonomy places the organism in Eukaryota, Viridiplantae, Streptophyta, Magnoliopsida, Malvales, Dipterocarpaceae. The record is from the annotation of a GenBank genome assembly.